AAUCAAUUGACAAGUAAACAAAUCACUUGACAUGUAAUAGAAAAUUGAAAAGGAAGUCUUCUGUUAAAAAUAUUUCUUUAAAGCCAAUAAUUUCCAAAAUGGAUCUUGUAUCUUUUCCUCUAAACGACUGCCAUGGUUAUUCCGUUAAAUUUUCACCUUUUAUUGAACGAAGAAUUGCCUGUGUAGCUUCUCAAAAUUAUGGACUGUCAGGAUCUGGAUUUCUCUUCGUUCUUGAUUUAAGUCCUACCAACCACUUGACAUUAGCAGUUCAGAGUCAAUGGACUGAUGGGCUUUUCGAUUUAGCAUUUGCUGAAGAUCACCCAGAUAUAAUACUUACAGCAUCAGGUGAUGGAGGAAUCCAAUUGUGGGAUCUUAAAACUCCAGAAGUGCCAAAACUUGUGUGGAAAGAACACUCAAGGGAAGUGUGUUGUCUAGACUGGAAUCAAACCAGACAACAACAGCUAGUUCUGAGCUCUUCGUGGGACAGAAGCAUAAAACUAUGGGAUCCUAAGGGUACAAAGAGUAUUUGCACUUUUUUGGGUCAUUCUGAUCUAGUCUACAAUGUAACUUGGUCCCCACAUUUACCAAAUUGCUUUGCAUCUGUCUCAGGGGAUCAUACUCUAUGUAUCUGGAAUAGCACUAAAUCAGGUCAGCCUGUAGUCAAAUUAACAGCUCAUGCGACAGAAGUAUUAGCGUGUGACUGGUCAAAAUAUGACCGGAACGUCAUCGCAACUGGAGGAGUAGAUGGCAGAAUUAGAGCUUGGGAUUUAAGGAAUACCACUGCUCCAUGCUUUGAACUAAUCGGGCAUGAGUAUGCUGUGAAAAGAUUGCGCUUUUCGCCCCAUCAAGCGCACCUUUUGGCUUCGUGCUCUUACGACAUGACCACGCGUGUCUGGGAUACACGCCGCCUUCAGCCAGAAGUUUUUGCGCAUCACCGCGAAUUUGUCUAUGGACUCGACUUCAGCUGCCUGUCACCCGAUAAAGUAGCUGACUGUUCCUGGGAUCGCACAGUAUCCAUCUACACACCUCCGUCUGUGUUGAACACUGAAUAGAAAAAAUGUUAGAAUUAUUCCCAAAAUCGCCGGUUAUUGUUAUAUUAUUUUUUACAUAUUCGCAAAUUUAAAUUUCCCACUUAAAUGAAUGUGGGAUGUCCUGGAAUAUGUGAAUCAUUUGUUUUAGAACCGUAUUAUGAAAUUUAAUAGAAUUCUAACUUUUCAAGUUA
Molecule: messenger RNA, 1222 nt
Organism: Daphnia pulicaria
Lineage: Eukaryota; Metazoa; Arthropoda; Branchiopoda; Diplostraca; Daphniidae
Product: peroxisomal targeting signal 2 receptor-like
Exons: 6
Coding region: 99-1052 (317 amino acids)
Biological process (GO): protein import into peroxisome matrix
Cellular component (GO): peroxisomal matrix; cytosol
Molecular function (GO): protein binding
Source: RefSeq, a predicted model, not a curated record